ACUAGCGGACUAUUUGAAAUUGUCAACAUUGGAUUUGCAGGUGCGUGUUUAAUGAACGAGAGCAAACUUUAGCAGUUUAGUGACAAAAACAAAACAUGACUAGAAAAAUUUAAAAAAGUGCUACGAUUUAUGUGAAAGAUUAUGGACGAUCAACUUACUUCAGGGCCAUAUAGGGCAACGUUGUUGUGGAAUGGAUUGAUAAGAAAUUUCCGUUCAGAUAUUCCACUAGGUCGACACCGACGUUACAUGAAGACAUAUGACGAUUGUUUUGUGGCAUCUGAUGCAGUUGAUUGGUUACAUCAAUAUUUAAAGAAGAAUCCAAAUUUUGGUACAGAUGUGUCAAGAGCACAGAGUGUUCAGUUGUUACAGAAACUUCAUAAAGCUAAAGUGUUUGAAGAUGUACGAGGGCAGAAACAUAAUAGAGGAGAGUUUACAGACAGUAGUCGUCUUUUUAGACUUACGCUUAGUUCUCCUUCCAAGGCGGUGAGGACUCCAAUAGCUCUGAGAAACAACCUUAAACUGGCCAACUUACGGAGAUCCCCGCUCACAAAACCAAUGGCACCGCCCAACCCAGUCAAGCUUGACUUUGACAGGAUGUCAUCAAUGCCCACCAUACCAGACAACACAAGUACAUUACCAGAAUGCCACUUCAUGUCUAAACCAUUGUCAGCCCAAGAAAUAGAAGAGGAAUGGAAAAACAUGACUUUACAAAACUUACAAAAGAUUCUUGGUGUUGAUGCCCUAGGUGAUAUUAUCGAUGCUGAAUAUGUGAAAGGGAAGUUCAUCAUGCAUAAUUGUCUAUAUAUCAACAAAAGUGGUGUUGUCACAAACAUUGAUCCAAAAGAUCAACUUCCACACUGGGCACUGUCAGCCAUGAAAUGUUUGGCAUAUUGGCCAGAUAAGAUAGAUGAGAACUUACCAAAUUAUCCUGGUUUUGAGAAGGACGUGUUCCGUGUAGUGAAGGAAUAUUUCUGUGAAUUACCGGAGCCACUGAUGACCUACAACAUGUAUGAGGUUAUAACAAAUGUGUUUGUGACAUCAUCCAAUCUGAAUCAGAAGAAAGGACAUGUGUCUCGUGGCAUCUUGCCAAGUAACUGUGAAUACUCUAACUCAACCCCUAAACUUAUUAAUGCCUACAAAUCUGUUGAAAAUUUGCUCAUGAAAUUAACGAGAAAUUCCAAAACUUCUGCAGAGUGCCAGGAUGCAUCUGAAGGUUACUCGAGCGGAAAUAUACUAGAUCUGUCUCCAAUUCAGCCGGUUCACAAUUCUAGUCGUACAAGUAAACAAGGCGAUCCAGUAACUAGAUAUGAAACUGCCUUCGGACCAGAUAACAAAACUGUUACUCGUGUCUUUUACGCGGAUGGUGUUGCGACAGACUUCAAUCAUAUUGACAAUGGAAAAACCAAUAUAGAACAUACUCCAAUUGAGACUCAUUUUGAAGACUCCCCACCAAGUUCUGAAAGUGCACCUUCUUUCUCUAGGAAAAAUGGUUUAAGACAUUCUAUGCAUAAUUUAUUUAAUAGAGGAAAGAGGGCGAAGGCAGAAAAAGCUAGUUCACGUAGACGUAGUGCUGGCUAUAAUUUGAAUGAAGUAGAUAACUAUGGAUGUACUGUAGGAGUUUAUUCUAGAACCUCGCCAAACAACUCAUCUCAUGAUACACCUGUGUCGAGGCUUGCUUCGGUUUCAAGGUCUGAGUCUUGUGCAGCAGGUAUGGUGGAAAAAGCCAACAGGAAAUUUGUAAAUGGAAAACCUCCAGCAUAUGCCAUGCCUCCUUCCUAUGAUGCCCUGUACCCAGAAUCCCUUUACCCUAAAUCCAGUCAUCCCACUUCUGAUAAAUCGAGAAAGUUUCUAAAACGGAAAAAAUCUAUUUCAACAGCUUCUCUGAAUCAUAGAAAGUCCUUUAUAGAAAAUAGUGACAGCGGGAAAGGCAACUCUUCAUCUUUGUCGGACAAAUCAAAUGGAGGGCGGAACUGUGAUAAUGAUGUCGUAGUAGGGCGGAGCCUUAGCAUGUCAGACUUGGCAGCAGCCACACCCCCAGUAGAGAAUGAGCUUCAAAAGCAAUGUAUGGGGAAGAUACAGGACAGUGAGGAUAGUGUGUUCUUAGAUGAUUCCACAGAAAGGAUAAUUAAAGCAUUACAAUUGGUCUGCUUGAUCCUGCCUCCAGCCAAUCGUAGAAGACUUCACUUGUUGCUCCGCCUCAUGAACAAAAUGUCAACCAAUAACAAGCUAGUGCUGGAUGAAACUCAGCCAUCAAGAACAUUGUUACUGGAGACGUUUUAUCGUGCUGUACUGUGUUGUAGCGAUGAGAGUGAGAUGGAUGACCUACUUGUUAUACAACUUGUCUCGUUCCUCAUGGAUCAUUACAUGGAGAUAUUCUCCGUACCCGAUGACCUGAAAACUAGCGUUGAACUUCGGGUAACCAAGUUACAAAGAACAAAGGUGGACGAGCAUAAUUUAGAUAGCAACAUGUUUAUAAGAAUCCGAUAUUCCUCUGAUGACUCGGCAUCCCUCCAUUUCUGUAAACAACUGUCCAUGGAUGAGUAUGAGAAUCAACGAAUGACGUCAUCACAACAAGCCCUCGCCUCCCUCCUCGAGGACAUUGUCUCAGAUAAAUCCAUGGCUCUCAAAGAAAAGAAAAAAAGACUGAAGCAGUUUCAAAAGACAUAUCCUGAUAUAUAUCUACGAAGAUUUCCAUGCAGCCAGAGUGAGGCAGAGUUGUUUCCUCCUAGACCAAAGAUAAAACAGCCGCUGCUUGCCAAACCAUUGCUCAAAUUGAAAGGACUUAGACUCUAACAUGACUUCAUAACAUAAAAGAAUUUAGGACUAUAUGAAGUUUUAACUACUGAUGUUAAGGAAAAGUUCUUAUUCUCAAGUAAUUAUCAAAUUCA
Molecule: messenger RNA, 2888 nt
Organism: Ruditapes philippinarum (Manila clam)
Lineage: Eukaryota; Metazoa; Mollusca; Bivalvia; Venerida; Veneridae
Product: DEP domain-containing protein 1B-like
Exons: 13
Coding region: 142-2793 (883 amino acids)
Biological process (GO): intracellular signal transduction
Source: RefSeq, a predicted model, not a curated record